GUCCCAACGGGCGACGAGAUCUUCUUAUUUCAAGAAACAAGCCCACCGCCAUCCCCGGUCUCCUCCCGCCGCUCCUCCUCUCCGGUGACAGCGGCAACGAUUCCCCCGUCCUCCUCCUCCUCCUCCGCAUCGAUUCCUCACCAUGGCCGGUGGAAGAGGCUUGGGAGCGGUGGAGGAGGACGAAGUCGACCACUAUGCAGUCCUCAGUCUCCCCUCCGGCGAGGAAGGCGCCUUACUAACCCUUAAGCAGAUCGAGAAGGCCUACCGCGAGCAGUCGCGCCUACGCCACCCGGACAAGCGCCCCGACGACCCCAACGCCACCGCCGACUUCCAGCGCCUGAAGUCCUCCUUCGAGCUCCUCAAGGACGAGUCCAAGCGCCGCGAGUUCGACGCCCGCCUCCGCGCUCGCCGCGAUCGCGCCCUUCGUGACUCCGUCCUCAGCGGCAAGCGCCGCAAACUCGCUGCCGACCUGGAGGAGAGGGAGCGCGCCGCGGCGGCGGCGGGGGAGGGGAAGGAGGAGGUCCUCGACCCAGCCGAGCAGGCCAAGCGCCGGGAAAAGGAGAUCGCUGCCGAGCUGAAGAGGGAAAUGGAAGCGUUUCAAGCCCGGAAGGUCUCUGAGAAGACCGCUCCCCCUUCCACUUCGCAGACAAUGGGGAAGGAGAAGGGAGAGGAGAAUCGUGGGACGGCAAUGCUGGAUAAGGAGAGGAUAUUGAAGGUCUCCUGGGAGAGAGACUUGGGGGAUUAUAGUGCUGUCAAGCUGCGAGAGCUGUUUGAAAGGUUUGGAGCAGUUGAAGAUGUUGUGAUAAGGACAAAAGGAUCAAAAAAGAGGGGUUCUGCCAUUGUCGUCAUGUCUUCCAAGGAUGCUGCAGUAGCGGCUAUACACAGUAUGAGUGGCAGUCUCUCAAAUCCUUUGUUAGUUCUUCCUCUUCAAGCUGCUUCUAAUAGCUCUCCUGCAAGAUCUUCUGAACCAAUCAACUCAAGACUUGGCAACAUUGUGGGUGCUGGUUUUCAAGAUUAUGAGGCUUCAAUCAUGAAGAAACUUCAAAAGGCCAAUGAAAAGAAGAAAAACAUGUAAUAAUGUUGAACAAGUUUACUUCGGAGAUCAUGAAAGUGGUUUAGUUUGACUUCGACAACCUGUUCAUGAAGGUAAGUUUCGGCAAGUUUCUACUCCGAUUGUUGCAUGUAGUAUCAAGGUCGUGCUCUGGCAAUUGAUUUCUAUUUAGAUUAUCUUUCAUGUAGUAUAUGUAGUAUAAGAUCAUGGGCUUGGCUGAUGGUGUUGUCUGUAUGAACAUCAUACAGGGUGGACGAUACAUUUGUCUCUCACAAAUGAAAACAAUUCUUACCCACAGAUAUUGCAUUUGGAGGAAUUUUGCCUUUUUUGUAGAACUUGGACAAUAUCUGGAGUAUCCUUUCUAUGUCUUAAGUUCCGUGUAUUAGCUCAUCUAAGGGUGUGUGACUAGAAAGCAUGAUGUGUCGCAUCCUCUGAUGACAUUUUACUCUCCUGUAUGCUCCAGCAUCCCUUUCUGAGCGCUAUUGAGGAAUAGUGCCAUGAAUCCGCAACAAGUUACAGAAUUUAUACUGAAAGGCAAAAAUUCAACA
Elaeis guineensis (African oil palm) is the source of this 1599-nucleotide messenger RNA. RefSeq lists its product as uncharacterized. Lineage: Eukaryota; Viridiplantae; Streptophyta; Magnoliopsida; Arecales; Arecaceae. The record is from RefSeq and is a predicted model, not a curated record. Gene Ontology annotation, molecular function: RNA binding.